ACUCUGACGCAGAACCUCCUACCCAGGCCAGGGUUCGGCGGCGCAGCCACCACCCGCCGCCGCCCACUCCAACCCUACCACAAGGCCACAAGCCGCCGGGCGCCGGCAGCGGAGAUGGAGCCGCCGGGUCGCAGUUCUAAGCGGAGGAGGUCGGAUUCGGGGGAGCUAGAGGCCGGCGAGUCCUCGCCAGUGGCGGCGGAAGCCACGGAGGUGCCGAAUCCCCAUCCUGCGACGCCGCCAUCUCCCUCCUCUCCACCAAGCGAUGAAGGCGGCGGCGGCGGCGGAGGCGUCGACUACAUCAGCGGCCUCCCCGACGCCAUCCUCGGCGAAAUCAUCGCGCUCGUCUCCACCAGGGACGCCGCCCGCGUCCAGACCCUCGCCUCCCGGUGGCGCCACAUCUGGCGCGCCGCCCCUCUCAACCUCGACAGCAGAGAGCUCCUCGACGCCGACGAGGCCCUCUCCGGGGCCGUCUCCCGCAUCCUCGCCGACCACCCCGGCCCCGGCCUCCGCUUCUGCAUCCCGUCGCACAUCGUCCGCGACCGCCCCGCCGCUGUGGACGCCUGGCUGCGCUCCCCGGCGCUCGACAGCCUCCAGGAGCUUGACUUCUGGUUAGGCCAAUCUUGCUGGUCGCGCCGAGAGCUGCCGGCAUCUACUUUCCGCUUCGCGGCCACCCUCCGUGUGGCUACCUUCAGCGAGCUCGACCUCCUGGAUGCCAAGGUUGAAGCGCUUCACUUCCCCCAGCUCACGCACCUCGCACUUCAGGAUGUCAGCAUGGCCAAGGGCUCCCUGCACACCAUGAUUUCCAGUUCCAGCUGCCCUGUCCUGGAAUGCUUGCUGCUGGACAACUGCUAUGGGUGCCGCCGUCUCCGGAUAAGCUCAAAUAGCCUCAGAAGCAUCGCCGUUGGUGUUGAUAUGCAUAUUGGCAAGCCCCGUUUAAAGGAAGUCACCAUUGUCAAUGCCCCUUGCCUUGAAAGGUUCCUCCAUAUUAAAAUAGACGAGCCGGUCAAUGUGUCUGUAAUUGUGGCGCCGAAACUGGAGACCUUAGGCUGUCUUAAUGAUGAGAUCGAUUCCUCCAGACUCGUGUUUGGCACCACGGUCCUUCAGGGGUUCCUUGUUGUAAGCUUGACUACGGUGGUGCGCAGUGUCAAGAUUCUGGCUCUCAAAUCGCUUUAUAUUAAACUUGAUACGGUUAUUGGCUUGAUGAAAUGCUUUCCAUGUUUAGAGAAGUUGUACAUAAAGUCUUGUAUUUCAGGCAGAGCAAUGAAUCGGUGGCGUCGUAAACAUAGGGAUUUCAUUAAAUGCUCUGAUAUCCAUCUCAAGACAAUAGUGUUGGAGCAGUAUCGAGGCAUCAGAUCACAAGUCAACUUUGCCUCAUUCUUUCUACUGAAUGCGAGGGAGUUAGAGUUAAUGACACUUGAGCUUGAAAGCCAAGAUUACAGUGAGGAGUUUGUUGCAGAACAACAUGGGAUGCUUCAGAUGGAGAAAAGGGCUUCAAGAGGUGCUCGGUUACAUUUUACAGGAAAAGGAUGUCAGCGUUUUCUUAUGCACGUCAAGCAUAUCCGUGAUUUGUCUAUAACCGAUCCCUUUGAAUGUAGAUGUUAUAAUUAGCCUUGGCAGUGACACUUUAUGAGUUUUCCUUUGCACUCUCAUUUGGUACUUCGUCUAAACAAUUGUCUCAUGACUGUAGUGUUUUAAAUAUUCCUUCACGCUUAAAACUUGCUAUAAUAGCAGGCUAGCAAUUAGAUCCUAUCUUUUGAAUGUAUUGUAGCAACUAAGGUUACCAAGUGCACAAUUGUUCUCAAUUUCUCA
This is a messenger RNA of Panicum hallii, 1809 nucleotides long. RefSeq names its product putative F-box/LRR-repeat protein At3g28410. The coding region runs from base 115 to 1608 and encodes 497 amino acids. The record is from RefSeq and is a predicted model, not a curated record. The transcript is spliced from 3 exons. NCBI's taxonomy places the organism in Eukaryota, Viridiplantae, Streptophyta, Magnoliopsida, Poales, Poaceae. Gene Ontology annotation, molecular function: protein binding.